Molecule: messenger RNA, 4879 nt
Organism: Eruca vesicaria subsp. sativa (arugula)
Lineage: Eukaryota; Viridiplantae; Streptophyta; Magnoliopsida; Brassicales; Brassicaceae
Source: the annotation of a GenBank genome assembly
GCAAAACAGAAGAGACGGAGUGAAACGUAGAAUAGAACCACCCCGAAUGCAAAUCCCUCUCCGCCUCCAUAUUCUCUGCAAUUCCUUAGAAAUUCUCUAUCUCCUUCCACCGUGCGUUGUAGCGUUCGUCUCAUAUAAUCGCAAUUCAUCUUCAGUCCCUGAGAAUUUUGAUUUUCGCCGUAGUUUCCUCUGUUUGCCGAUGAUCAAAGUGCUUGUUUCGGAAAUCUGAGAAGCUAAUUCCAUAUAGUAUAUCAAGAGUCUCAGAAACUAGAAAUGAAGCGGAUAAGAGACGGUAGCUAUGCUUCCGGGUCUCGAUUUCGACCCACUUUGGCCUCUUCUCGAGGCCAAUUAUAUGGACAAUCUACGGUCCCUGGGAGUGGUGACACUGAAGAAAGAAGAGGAGAGGGAGGGAGAAUCGCUAGUGGGGAUCAGAAAUUAACAACCAAUGAUGCCUUGUCCUACCUCAAGGAUGUUAAAGACAUGUUUCAGGAUCAACGGGAGAUUUAUGACCGGUUUCUUGAAGUCAUGAAAGAUUUUAAAGCUCAAAGGACCGACACACGCGGUGUGAUUGCGCGAGUUAAGGAACUGUUCAAGGGACAUAACAAUUUGAUAUAUGGAUUUAAUACUUUCUUGCCAAAGGGAUACGAAAUUAUCUUUAUUGAAGAAGAUGAAGCCCCUCCUAAGAAGGCUGUUGAAUUUGAAGAAGCCAUAACUUUUGUGAACAAAAUUAAGACGCGAUUUAGGCAUGAUGAACAUGUCUAUAAAUCCUUCUUGAAUAUCUUGAAUAUGUAUCGAAAGGAGAGCAAGGAAAUUGAUGAGGUUUACAGUGAGGUAUCUAUCCUUUUCGAGGGUCACUCAGAUUUGCUUGAAGAGUUUACUAGGUUUUUGCCAGCGUCCUUGCCAUCUCAUUCAGCAGCGCAGUAUAGCCGGAGUCAGGCCCAACGGUACAAUGACCGAGGAUCAGGCCGUCCCCUUAUUCGUCAAAUGCAAGUGGAGAAGGAGCGCCGACCAGAAAGGGCUGUUGCUUCACGCAGUGAUUAUAGUGCUGAUCAUAAUGACCUUUCUGAUGAUAAAACGAUGGUUAAGAUGCAAAGAGAGCAGCGGAAGCGUGCUGAUAAGGAGAACAGAGAAAGGAGAGGCCGUCUUCUGGACGACAGAGAAGCAGAUCAAGAUAGCUUGCACCAUUUACCAGAGAAAAGAAAGUCUUCGAGAAGAGCGGAAGGUCCUGAAGCAUAUUCUGGUUCUGCUUCGCAUUCUGAAAAAGACAAUUUGAAAAGCAUGUACAACCAAGCAUUUGUUUUCUGUGAGAAAGUCAAGGAGGGAUUAUGCAGCCAAAAUGAUUAUCAGACAUUCUUGAAGUUCCUCAAUAUGUUUAGCAAUGGAAUAAUCCAAAGGAAGGAACUGCAGAAUUUGGUUUCUGAUAUUCUUGGGAAAUUCCCUGAUCUCAUGGAUGAGUUCAAUCAGUUCUUUGAGCGUUGUGAGAGUAUUGAUGGGUUCCAACACCUUGCUGGUGUUAUGAGCAAAAAAUCAUUUAGUAGCGAAGAACAGGCGUCCAGGUCAAUGGAGGUGGAAGAAAAGGAAAUAGAACAUAAGCCUGACCUCGAGGUUGUUAAUGAAACAGAGCAAUGCAAGGAGGAGUACGUGGGAAAAUCUAUUCAAGAGCUUGAUUUAUCUAAUUGCGAAUGUUGCACUCCUAGCUACCGGCUACUGCCUCCGGAUUAUCCGGUACGAACUGCCAGUCAGAGGUCGGAGCUAGGAGCUGAGGUUUUAAAUGAUCGCUGGGUGUCUGUCACUUCAGGAAGUGAAGAUUUUUCUUUUAAGCACAUGCGCAGAAACCCAUAUGAAGAGAUCAUCUUCAGAUGCGAAGAUGAUAGAUUUGAGUUGGACAUGCUUUUGGAAUCUGUCAACUCUGCGGCCAGAAGUGCUGAAAAUUUGCUGAACAAUAUCACAGAGAAGAAAAUAACUUUUUCUGGCUCCUUCCGGAUCGAAGAUCACCUCACGGCCCUGAACUUAAGGUGUAUUGAACGUCUCUAUGGCGAGCAUGGUCUUGACGUGAUAGACAUAUUACAUAAGAAUCCAGCCACUGCACUUCCUGUAAUAUUGACUCGUUUGAAGCAGAAACAAGAUGAAUGGACGAAAUGCCGAGAUGAUUUUGAUAAGAUCUGGGCUAAGGUAUAUGCAAAAAACCAUUACAAAUCACUUGAUCACCGCAGUUUCUACUUCAAGCAACAAGAUUCAAAGAAGUCGAGUGCAAAAUCAUUGGUAGCUGAAAUUAAGGAGCUGAAAGAGAAGACUGAGAAUGAGGAUGAUAUUCUGCUGUCUAUUUCUGCUGGUUACAGACAACCCAUAAGUCCUAAUCUUAACUAUGAGUAUUCCAGUCGUGCUAUUCAUGAAAACCUGUACAAACUAGUCCAUUUUUCAUGCGAGGAGUUGUGCUCUACCAAAGAACAGCUCAGUAAAGUUCUGAAGCUUUGGGAAAAUUUCCUUGAGCCAGUGCUGGGCGUUCCUCCCAGGGCCAAGGACACCGAUCCUGUUGAAGAAGUUGCCAAGACUCUCGAUGUGAAUCACAUCACUUCAACUAAUGAGAAGGCUAACGGAAUUUCUGGAGCAGACACAGCAACGCUAGCUUCCAGGAAACUAAUAUCUGCUGCCAACAGAGAUCAGAAUGCUUUGUCUGGGGCAUCCAAUCUUGGUGUGAUAGGUUUGUUAAAUAAAGACUCGACAGGGAAAGAAAAUCGUCAAGAUGCUGGCGCAGCCAACAGAGAUGGUGUUACCUGUUCUGCUGUAAAACUCCAGAAAGAACAUGAUACUGGAAAUAGAGCUGAUCAAAGAUCUGAAAUGCCGAUCCAAAUGGAUGUUAGCGAAAGAGCAUCCACGUCGAUUUUAUCAACCCCAAGUGGAGAAAACAAUCAUGUUAUAGUAGGAAAGAAAAAUCCAGCAGGCUCACAUGAGAUUCAAGCCAAACGAAGCAACACUCUGAGUGAUAUUCAUCAUGGUGUACAUAUCAUUGAAACUUCUCCAUCGACUCAGGCAGGUGAUGUUGGCAAAUUAAUAGAAUUGGCAAGUGGAAUGAGAUCAGAUUCUUCGACGGAUAAUAAGACUUCUAAUGAACCCGAAGGUCCGCUAACAACUGAGAAGGAGGAAGGUGAACUCUCACCUAAUGGUGAUUUCGAAGACAACGUUGGUCUUCAUGAAGAUCUUGGGGUGAAUUCCACAUCUAAACCAGAAAAUUUAGCAGAUGCUGAAGUAGAUAGUGUAAAUGCUUCAGAGGGUGGUGAGGAUGCAUCUGGAACCGAAUCUAGUGGUGAAGAGGGUUCACGUGAUGAAAAUAGAGAGGAGGAAUCUGGUGAGCAUGAUGAGGUUGAUGGUAAAGCUGAGAGUGAGGGAGAAGCAGAGGAAGUGGACUCACAUCUAUUAGCAGGAGACAUUGAGUUGCUUCCGCAGUCAGAACGUGUUUUCUUGUCUGUCAGACCUCUUUCAAAGCAUGUGGCAGCGGUUUUACGCGACGUGAGGACUGAAGAUUUCCGAGUUUUCUAUGGGAAUGACGACUUUUAUGUUCUCUUUAGGCUUCACCAAAUUCUUUAUGAGAGGAUUUUGUCUGCAAAAAGGAAUUCUUCAGGCGAUGAACUGAAAUCGAAAAACUCAAAGGAUGCCGAUUCUCUAGAUGCUUAUGAGAGGUUCAUGAGGAUUUUGUAUGGUUUGCUUGAUGGAUCAGUUGAAAAUACCAAGUAUGAGGAAGAGUGCAGAGCUAUGUUCGGAAAUAAAUCAUAUGUGUUAUUCACGCUUAACAAAGUGAUAUACAAGUUGGUUAAACAGCUUCAAGCUAUUGUAGCGGAUGACAUGGACAACAAGCUAAUUCAGUUGUACGAGUAUGAGAAAUCCCGGAAACCUGGAAGGGUUAUUGACUUGGUGUAUUAUGAAAAUGCCAGGGUCCUCCUCCACGACGAAAACAUUUACCGGUUGGAAUGUUCAUCCUCGCCAUCUCGUUUAUCGAUCCAACUUAUGGACAACGUAGCCGAGAAGGCAGAACCAUAUGCAGUUUCUAUGGAUCCCAUGUUUGCAAGUUAUUUGCAAACUGAAUUUCUGUCCACCUCGCGAGAAAAAAAAGAGGAGGGACAUAACAUUGUGUUACGAAGGAAUCGGCGUCCAUACUCAGGCUUGUAUGAUCUUGCAGCACUCUGUAAAGCCAUGGAAGGUGUCCAAUUAGUAAAUGGCUUGGAAUGCAAGAUGUCUUGCUCUUCUUACAAGGUUUCGUACGUCUUGGAUACGGAGGAUGUCUUCCACAGGAAAAAGAAGAAAAAGAAGACCGGACACUUAUCUCAGCAGCAGCGUAACAAAGAUAGGGUAGAAAGGUUCCAUAGGUUUCUCUCAGCUUCAAGAUGAUAACAACGAACUCCUUCUUGGGUUUUCUUCUUUUUUUUUACUCAAACAGCUCACAAGAAAGAAAAGGUAAAACCGAGAAAGGCUAUUCUCAAAUUUAGUAUCCUGAUUAUAUGAUGAGAUUUAGAGAGAUGCACAGAGUGGGGAAGAAACCAUUACAAUGUGUUAAAUCUUUUAUUGGGUUUAGGUUUUUAAUUGUCAAGUCUGUAGUGUUUAGCAUAGUGUGUAUACUCUUUGCAGGGAUUGUUGUUGUAAAUGUGGGAACACAAUCGAAGAUGUGAAUGACCAAAAUGAUCAGACCAUUACCUAUCGAAAUUCGGAUUACAACAUAAAUACUUUUGGCGGAUGAAGAUUCUAGAUUUGCUAGAUUCAAAAUUUGAUUAACGCAUUUUGUCUAAAGAAAAAUAUAUUGGAAGGUAUGUAUAUUAAUGAUUGACAUUGGAUGUCGAAAGCUUAUAGAUCGAAGAUGUAUUUUCAUAUAGCAUGCGUGUUACGGGUA